Anastrepha obliqua is the source of this 2610-nucleotide messenger RNA. RefSeq lists its product as uncharacterized. The transcript is spliced from 3 exons. NCBI's taxonomy places the organism in Eukaryota, Metazoa, Arthropoda, Insecta, Diptera, Tephritidae. The coding region runs from base 233 to 1750 and encodes 505 amino acids. The record is from RefSeq and is a predicted model, not a curated record. Gene Ontology annotation, cellular component: extracellular matrix.
CUUUUGACAAAGUGCCAUUCGACAGACAAGUUAACGUGCAACAUAGUGUGCCUCCAAAGAUUGAUUCUGCAGCAGUUUGUACAUCCUGUGCAAGUGUUGAGUUAAAAAGAGUAAAAGUAAAACGAAAACAAAAACAAAAAAGCGAUAAAAGAAUUGUAUCUAAUUUGAAAACAACUUUAAGCAAUUAAAAGAGAAUUUCCAAGUGGAGAAAGCGACGAACGCAGGAAUAAUAAUGAAGCGGUUUUACUAUGUACUCUGUGUCUGUUUGUUGUCGUGCAAUGUUGUGCGCGCCUCCUUCUCCCACCUGCAAGCGAUCGAUUUCUCGCAACUGCAACAGCAACAGAAAUCAUCACUUACCCAACAACAGCAACAGGACCAGCAAUCGUCAGAGCAAACCGACACCACCACUGACUCGUCCGAGGACUACGACAGCCAUCCGCAGUACAGUUUCGCCUACGAUGUGCGCGAUACAUUGACCGGUGACGAAAAGCAGCAGGAGGAGAAGCGUGAUGGCGAUCUAGUGCAGGGACAGUACUCGCUCGUUGAACCCGAUGGCACUCGCCGUGUUGUGGAGUACACCGCUGACGACAUCAAUGGAUUUAAUGCCGUUGUAUCUAAGCAGCUCGUUGACGAACGUUCUCGCGCCUCCGCCUCUGCCUCGGCCAGCGCUUCCUCAUCGCGCUACAACAGCUUCGAAACCAUACAAUCGCAAAUUCAGGCACAAGCCAUCGCCGAAGCGCAAGCACAGGCCGCCUCCUAUGCCGAAGCACAAGCGCUCGCCGAGGCUCAACUGCAGGCGCAAGCCAAGGCCCACGCCGAAGCCAUGGCUCAGGUACAAAGCGAUGCUGAAUUGCAGGCGCGCAUUCAAGCGGAGGCCCAGGCGCGCUCUCAGGCCCAGCAACUGAUGGAGCAGUUUCAGCAGCAGUACAAGCAACAACAGCAACAGCAGCAGGAACAGCAGGAACAAUUGGCACAAUUGCAGCAGCAGCAACAACAACGCCAACAGCAACAACAACAGCUGCGUUCACAAAUUCAGCAAUCUCAGGAGCGUCUAACCAACGAGCAAGCGCUACUGAUUUCGCAGUCUCUGCCCUCACGCACGCUGGGGCAUAGUGUGCACGCCACAGUUGUCUCGCACCCGCCCACCAUCCUUACGCGCACACCCAGCGGCAGCGUGUAUGCACAGCAACGCGACAUUACCACCCUGAAAGAGCUGCGCGAUGGCACCCAACGGCAGAUGAUCGAACGCACUACGCUCCCGCAAAUCGUCAUCACCCAACCGGCUAGCGCCACGGUGCAGGCCCAGGUCAUACACUCGCCGCUUUUGUUGGACGGCAGCACUGGCACGACGGGCAUGCGCAGCGUCAUCUCUACGAAAAUCACCAACGCCGGCGGCAAUAGUGGACGCAGCAGCAGUAUUUCGCUCCGUGGGGACGCCGGACGCUUGAGUGCCACCGAACAGCUGCUCAACCAGCUGGAUAACGACGGCGAUGAUACAUUGACGCGCAGCAGCUUGAGGCUGCUUGGUGGCAGUAGCGCCAGUGGCAGUAUCAAAGGACGCGGCGGUAGCGGCAGCAGUGGACUUAGCAGCUUCGAUGGCAGUAGCAGCGGCUCCGAUGAGCGGGGCAACAGCCGCGAUGAUAGUGGUCUGCGCAGCGGACUAAGGACGUCAAAUCGACGAUUGCAAACACUUUUCUCAAGCAGCGGCAGUGGGUCGAGCGGCAGCGCAAGUGGCAAGUCCACAUGGUAAACGACAAUAAUAAGACAAUAACAACAAGCACAUUCAAUUAUUACAUCAAACGAAACACGAAAAAAAAAAUAUUUAAAUUUCAACGUAGGUAUGCGGAGAGUAGGACGAAAAUGCAAACGAAUGAGUAGAAUAGUUAAUACCAUAAAAAAUGAAUUUAGAAAAAAUGAAAAAAUUUGUAGCGGGGAGAAGUGAAAGAUGAAGCUGAGAGCAAUGAGCUGUAUUCAAGUAUUCGCGGAAAGUAUUCAGGAGUUUAGUGUGAUCAACAGUCAGUAACGAUUUGGCAACAGACCCCAGCUAACGCACAACGGACUAUGAGAUGACAACAACGCCACCAGAAAUGGCAAUAACAUAGAUUUUAGCUUUAGCUAUUAGUUUUCCUUUAUUUUUUCCUUUUUCUCAAUAGCAUUAAUUUACUAACCCACUUGCGGUAGCGAACUUUUUAUCUAGUUGAAUUGAGCUUUUAUAUUCAUGUAUCUAACUGGGUUUUGGGAGAACUUUAACUGUCGCUUUUUGCUUACGCUGCAUACCCUAGGGCGCGCGCGCUACAUACUUACCAAGCCACCACUAACAAAUGCUUCCACUACGCUUUUUACAAGAACACACAAACGUGAAUACGAGACAAGAACGUGCACAGAGAACUGAGAAUGCUGAGAGCGAUGAGAGCGAGAAGAGCACAAAUAUAAAUGUAAUUAACGCAAAUACUUCUUGGAUAUUUAAAUAACUGCAACUACUCAUUUUACUUUGUGAUUCAAACUAACUUUAUUAUCUAGCUUUGCAAUAUUUUAGAAGCAGAAUUUAUUUGCUUUUUUAGUUGACUUAUACUAAUUGUAUGAAGUUUGUUUUAUCUCGUUGUCUUCUGU